AUGACAGCAAUACUUUAUUAUCUACGACUUCAGCAAUAUAAUGAUUUUAAGCUUAAUAAUGGUUUAGCAAUUGCACAUCAGUUUAAAAAAGGAGAAUAUUUGCUUGAUGAAGCUCGAGUUAUUAUUUAUCCUGGCACAAAUCACGAUGGUUGGUGGGAUGUGAAACAACUUGUUGAGCAGUUUAAUAAUCUUUCGAUGAUGAUAAUCACCCGUGCAAUUCCAAUUUUUGAAGCUAUCCAUCUUGGUGGCAUUGCAGUUUUCGCAUUCGAUAACUCUACAUCACAUGGUACGAUUUUUACUGAUGCCCUUAAUGUUCACGACCUCCUUCGCGAUAAGCCCAAAGGAAUGCAUGCAAUUCUUGAAGAAAGAGGUUUAUUACCAAACAAUAUAAAAAUCAAUGGAGACUGCAAGAACAAGGAUUUGGCAUCAAUUACCUGUUGCGUGCGUCACAUGCUCGCAGCUCAAUCAGAUUUUCAAAUGCAAAGAACCAUUCUUGAAGAAAUUAUUGAGGCGCGUGGUCACAAACUGUAG
Messenger RNA from Ambispora leptoticha, 531 nucleotides. Lineage: Eukaryota; Fungi; Glomeromycota; Glomeromycetes; Archaeosporales; Ambisporaceae. The record is from the annotation of a GenBank genome assembly.